Ceratina calcarata is the source of this 4381-nucleotide messenger RNA. Its product is annotated as transcription elongation regulator 1. NCBI's taxonomy places the organism in Eukaryota, Metazoa, Arthropoda, Insecta, Hymenoptera, Apidae. The record is from RefSeq and is a predicted model, not a curated record. The coding region runs from base 141 to 3737 and encodes 1198 amino acids. Gene Ontology annotation, molecular function: RNA polymerase binding; transcription coregulator activity. The transcript is spliced from 18 exons. Gene Ontology annotation, cellular component: nucleus.
UCAUUUCCUCUCUGGUAAUAAUAUGUUUACGGCUUACGUUGAACAAAAUAGUGAUUUGUUUGCGGCGUUUUCGUGCGAGCCGUGAAAAGAAAUAAAUGGGCGUGUAGAAACGAAGCAGUUAGUUCGUUGAUCAUAGUAAAAUGGAAGUGACUGCCGAGCCAACACCCGCGGCCACGGAAACCGCUUCUAAUAAUGAGCAAGAGCACAAUGAGGAGGGUAUGGAAGAGACCGAGGAUUAUAGUUUCGACGGUGAAGAUUAUAGGCAUUUCGUGCCACGAGGACGAGGAGGAUUUAGAGGUGGGUUUGAUUUUCCGAUGAGAGGCGGACCACUGAGGUUUAGAGGACGAGGAUUUGGACCCAGAGGACCCAUGUUUCGUGGAGCGAACAACGGAUUUCCAUUCGAGGGACCACCGAGGCCGAACUGUCCACCGGGUCCGACGGGGCCAAGAUUUCGAGGACCGCCGCCGUUCGACCCUAGCUGGGGACCGAUGGGGCCACCGAAUCUGAUGGGACCUCCGAACCUGAUGGGACCUCCAGGAAUGCCACCGCCACACAUGAUGAAUGGCCCAAUUGGGACAGGUCCGGGACCGUACGGACCACCUCCUGGAAUGGGACCGCCAAAUAUGAAUAACAUUCCAGGUCAGCAGCAGCCGCCACAGCAACAGGUGCAGCAGCAAGCAAACAUUCCAGGCUUAGAUCUCAACGGAGAGGUAUGGGUAGAAACGAAAACACCAGACGGCAAAUCUUAUUAUUAUAAUAUUCGUACAAGGGAGACUACGUGGACAAAACCAGAGGGACCAAACGUUAAAGUGAUGGUACAAGACCAGUUAGAACAGCUGGUUCACGGAGCAUCUAAGCAAGCAGCCCCGUCGAACACACCUACUUCGACGGCCACCACCCCGAGUCAAAUCGCCGAGAACCGAAUCUCGCAGAACAGCGAGCAACCAUCGACGAAUAACGCGGACGCUAUUAACCAGCUUAGCACGGCUCCUCCUGGCACAGGCCCGCCUCCGACCCUCGGCGAAACGCCGGACAUGACUACGCAACCGGCCGAUGCGACGCAGCCAAAUGGUACGGCACCCGUGACCGUGGCCACUACCCCGUCCAUGAACACCUCGGCAGUGAACACGAAUAUGAUGCAACCCCCUCCUAAUAUGAUACCGAUGCAACAUAGAAUGCCGAAUCAGUUCGGUGGACCGAUCGCGACUCAGUUCGGGGCGGCACCUUUCGGUAUGCCACCGCCAGGCUUCCAGCCCUUCGGGGGCUACGGCCCGCCACAGGCAAAUUGGGGUAUGCCGCAAAUGCCACACGGGGUAAUGGCACCUCAAGCACCGGCGGAAGAUCCAGCUAUAUUGGCUCAGCUCGAUCAAGAACUGGUAGCGUCUGCCAUGGUGUGGACCGAGCAUCGCGCUCCGGAUGGCAGACUGUAUUAUUACAAUAGCAAAGCCGGGGAAUCGGUAUGGGAGAAGCCACAAGCGUUAAAAGAUCUCGACAGUGCAAAAUUAGCGCUCCGGCAAAAGGCGGAGGAGGCGACCGCGAACUCCGCAAAUGCCGCCGUGACCAGCUCCACCGUUGCUAAUAACGUGACUACCGAACCUGUGAAGCAGGAGAAACCUCAGGAAAGCAAUCACGAAACCAAAGAUAGUGUAAAAGAAGACGCUAAUAAGCCGAAAAAGGAGGAAGCGGCGCCUAAAGAGGCCGCGAAACCUCAAGACAAGUCUCGACCAAUCUCUAGCACACCAGUACCUGGAACUCCGUGGUGUGUCGUUUGGACGGGAGAUGGACGCGUAUUUUUCUACAAUCCCUCGUCGCGUAUCUCUGUUUGGGAGAGACCGGACGAUCUCAUCGGUCGUCAGGACGUCGACAAGAUGGUGUCUACGCCACCGGAUGCCGUGGUGCCUACCAAGACACCUCGACAGUCGGACACGAGCGAGAGCAGCGACGACGACCAGCCGACACCGGCGAAGAAGAUAAAACAGGAGGAUACGAAGACCGUAGUGCCGAAAGAAGAGGAGGAGAAAGAGAGCAAGAAGACCAUUGACAUCGGGAAAGAAGCUGCGAUAGAGGCGGAAGUGCGGGCGGCCAGAGAGAGGGCGAUCGUUCCCUUGGAGACGAGGAUCAAAUCGUUCAGGGACAUGCUUGCAGAGAAAGAUGUGUCAGCGUUCAGCACCUGGGAGAAGGAGCUUCAUAAAAUCGUGUUUGACCCUCGUUAUCUACUUUUGACGUCUAAAGAGAGGAAGCAGGUGUUCGAGAAGUACGUGAAGGAGAGGGCGGAGGAGGAGAGGCGGGAAAAGAGGAACAAAAUGAAGGAACGCAAAGAACAAUUCCAAAAACUGUUAGAAGAAGCCGGUCUUCAUGGAAAAUCCUCGUUUAGUGAUUUCGCUCAGAAACAUGGGCGCGAUGAACGGUUUAAGAAUGUAGAAAAGAUGCGCGAACGGGAGAGCCUAUUCAACGAAUAUCUGCUGGAAGUGCGAAAGAAGGAGAAAGAGGAAAAAACAGCGAAACGAGAACAGGUGAAAAAGGAAUUCAUAGCGAUGCUGCGUGAGCACAAAGACAUCGACAGGCAUUCGCACUGGAGCGAUUGUAAGAAAAAAUUGGAAUCUGAUUGGAGGUACAGAGUGGUAGAGUCGGCAAGCACGAGGGAAGAUUGGUUUAGGGAUUACGUUCGUAUGCUAAAGGAGGAACGGAAAAAGGAGAAGGAGAAAGAGAAAGAUCACCGACAUAGGGACAAGGAUCAUCACAAAUCCGAGAAGAAGGACAGGGACCGAAAGGACGUCGAUAAGUAUAAGGACAAGUCCUCCAAGGAUCGGAUAGAGAAGGACAGUUCGAAGGAUAAGAAACGGAAAAGCGAAGCGCCCUCCGAGGAAAAUGGCAAGGAAAAGAAGGAGGCGACCGCGGAAAAGGAAAGCGGCGAAAUAGAAGAUAACGACGACAAACCGUCCAAGAAAGAGAACGAUGAGGACGCGGAAGAGCAGUCCGACUCGGAAGAGGAUCGCGAGAAGCAGAAGCGUGAACGCGAGAGAAGAGCCGAGGCGAGUCUCCGCGAACGAGAGAGGGAAGUUCAGAGGACCCUCGCCACGCACCUUCGCGACAGAGACAAGGAAAGACAGCAUCAUCGUCACACAGAGGCGGUGCAACAUUUCAGCGCUCUUCUCGCGGACCUGGUGAGGAACGGUGACCUGGCCUGGCGAGAAGCGAAACGCCAAUUGAGGAAGGAUCACAGAUGGGAAUUGGCGGAGAGCUUGGAUCGCGAGGAGAAAGAGAGGUUGUUCAACGAGCACAUAGAACAACUGAGCCGUAAGAAGCGCGACAAGUUCCGCGAGCUCCUCGACGAAGUGGGUGCUUCCACGGAGCUCACCGCGUCGUGGAGGGAUAUUAAGAAGUUAUUGAAGGACGAUCCCAGAUAUCUGAAAUUUUCGUCCAGCGACCGAAAGUGUGAGAAGGAGUUCAAAGAGUAUAUUAAAGACAAACUCGUUGCGGCCAAAGCUGACUUCAGAGAACUGUUACAAGAAACGAAACUGAUCACCGACAAGACGUACAAGAAGGUACAAGAGAACAAUGCACAUUUGGCAGAGAUCGAGGAGAUCUUGAGAAAGGAUCGGCGAUUUCUCGUUCUGGAAGCAGCGGCUGCCGAACGAACGCGUUUACUAAUGGGAUAUUUAGAAGAAUUGGCUCGCAGGGGUCCGCCACCACCUCCCACCGCUUCGGAACCGUCGCGGCGACCGACCACAAACUAAACGAGAGCGGAAUCAAUGCGCGCGAUGUAUACAUACGGUGUCCGAGAUAACAAAUGAUUUCUAGCUGUAGUUGAAUUGCAGUACUUUACACACGAGAUGAUUAUCGCAUGUAAUUAUAGGAUUCAAUAAAAAUUAACGCCAAUUCGUCACACAGCUAACGGAAGAAAAUACGUAUGCAUGCGCGUGUGCAUGUUGUGUUUGUGUCAUAGCGUGCGUGACGCGAAACACGCCAUAACGUAAGCGUAUCUGUCGAUCUGCUGAUUCACCUUCAGUAAAAAUUAAUACGUUCAAAUCGAAGGAGGAACAAUUAAUUAUAUUCUAUCGCGUGUAGCGCGAAUUUUGUACGUACUUUAUUCGAUUUCGGUUAUGCGAACCGAUCCAAACAUUACGAAUAUUUUGUAUAAAAAUUACCCAGCGCUCGUUGCGCACUUGUAUUAGUUUAAACGAUCAUGUGCAGUGAACUUAUAUAAGUCGAUGUUCAAAUAUAACAGAUUGAAAAGAUCGAGUCUUGUACUACCCGAAGUAACGAGUCAAAAUCCAUGACAAUCAUUUUUCUGACCAAGCACAAUUCGCGAAUCGAUCUUUCAAUUGUUAUUUCCGUUCAGUGCUGUUCCAUGACGAAAUAAAUAAAAAUUCAUAUUCCA